This is a messenger RNA of Pyricularia pennisetigena, 1038 nucleotides long. RefSeq lists its product as uncharacterized. NCBI's taxonomy places the organism in Eukaryota, Fungi, Ascomycota, Sordariomycetes, Magnaporthales, Pyriculariaceae. Gene Ontology annotation, biological process: protein import into peroxisome matrix. The coding region runs from base 1 to 1038 and encodes 345 amino acids. Gene Ontology annotation, cellular component: peroxisomal matrix; cytosol. Gene Ontology annotation, molecular function: protein binding. The record is from RefSeq and is a predicted model, not a curated record. The transcript is spliced from 3 exons.
AUGAGUGCCCCUAUGCUUGAGUUCCGGACGCAGGGCUUCAACCCCUACGCCGUCAAAUAUUCGCCCUAUUAUGACAAUCGAAUAGCUGUUGCGAGCUCUGCAAACUAUGGCAUUGUGGGCAAUGGGAGGGUGUAUGCCCUGGGUCUGAACGCUGCAGGUGUGCAGGUAGAAAAGACCUUUGACACCAACGAUGCUCAGUAUGACCUGGCAUGGUCUGAACUCAACGAAAAUCAACUCAUUGUGGCCUGCGGCGAUGGGUCCAUCAAGCUGUUCGAUUUAGGCGUGAACGACUUUCCCGUCAUGAAUUUCCAUGAGCACAAAAGGGAAGCUUUCUCGGUGUGCUGGAACUCUGUUAGCAAGGACACCUUUCUUUCAAGCUCAUGGGAUGGGACUGUCAAACUUUGGUCACCCACCCGCAACCACUCACUCAAGACGCUGCCGAUAGGCAACUGCACAUAUAGCGCGUCCUUCUGCCCUCUCAAUCCCUCUCUCAUCUCUGCCGUGUCGACAGACUCACACCUCCGUCUGUUCGACCUCCGGACGCCGGUAUCGGCCAAGUACCACCUGGUGGCAGCCAUUCCGGUGCACGGCGGGCCACAGCCGUCUCCCCCUGCUGAGAUCCUGACGCACGACUGGAACAAGUACCGCGACACGAUCAUCGCGACCGGCGGUGUCGACCGUGUCGUGCGCACCUUCGACAUUCGCGCCGGUGUCAAUUCGGUCGGUCCCAUUUCGGUCAUGCACGGCCAUGAAUUCGCCGUGCGCCGGUUGGCCUGGAGCCCUCACGUCAGUGACCUGCUCGUCAGCGCCAGCUACGACAUGACGGUGCGCCUGUGGUCUGACGGCUCGAAUCAGCAGCCUGGUGCUCCACCAGGCGCGCCGGUCGCGGCCCAGGGUAGACAGUUGGGACUGAUGAACCGUCACACCGAGUUCGCUACCGGUCUUGACUGGUGCUUGUUUGGCGCCGGCGGCUGGGUUGCGUCUUGUGCUUGGGAUCAGAGGGUGCUAUUGUGGGACGCUAACGCCUUCCUCAGGUAA